This is a messenger RNA of Nicrophorus vespilloides, 2667 nucleotides long. RefSeq names its product lachesin (gene DIP-beta). The transcript is spliced from 8 exons. The coding region runs from base 473 to 1780 and encodes 435 amino acids. The record is from RefSeq and is a predicted model, not a curated record. NCBI's taxonomy places the organism in Eukaryota, Metazoa, Arthropoda, Insecta, Coleoptera, Silphidae. Gene Ontology annotation, cellular component: neuron projection.
ACUGAGAAAACACUCCUGCGUUCUGUGCUCUUGAUGAAAUUGCAUUCCUGUGCAGAUUUCCGUGAGGGAGGCAUCCCGUUUUCUGGGGUCCCGGGAAAGCAACAGUUACUUCACUUCACGUCGCAUUUGUUUCAGUGUUUGGAGGCGUGGUGUGGGCCGACGCCGCUCCCACAGGCUCGCUGCCCGGUUCGGCCACGGUCGCGGCCCCCACCGAGUGUCGGCACGCGGUCUUCCUUCAGUACAAAACCACCCCUCGUUACGAUCGGGACGGCAACCCUCAAAGCCGAACGUAGUGUGCGACAGAAAUACGUACCAGGACCAUCGUGCAACUUCUUCGCAUCAUCCACCAAGUCUUCGAUAAGGGGCACGGAGGAGCAUCAGCGCAGGCAUCAAGAUUGACAGCAUUGUAGGCACGGUUCGUCUGCCAUGGAAGUCGGCGGCCCUACGGGGGUGGACUGAACGAAACGCCGAGAUGAGCUCUGUGACCGGAUCUGGAUCCGGAUCCGCGGAUCGGAACGGACCCGCCUGCACGCGUGGCCGUCUGCCUGUGGGCACUUUGUCGAUGCUGCUGCCACUCUUGUUCCUUCAGCUGAUGGUGUCGGUGUCCGGUUUCGAGCCGGACUUCCUGCACCCUCUGGAGAACGUGACCGUAGCCCAAGGACGAGAUGCCACUUUCACGUGCAUCGUGAACAACCUGGGUGGAUACAGGGUGAGUGGGGACUCCGCCACGGCCAGGGUGGCAUGGAUCAAAGCCGAUACCAAAGCAAUUCUGGCCAUCCACGAGCAUGUGAUCACCAACAACGCUAGGCUUUCGGUGACCCACAAUGACUACAAUACAUGGACCUUGAACAUCAGGAGUGUCCGACGAGAAGAUAGGGGACAAUAUAUGUGUCAGGUCAACACAGAUCCAAUGAAAAUGCAGACCGCGUUCCUGGAGGUUGUCAUAUCGCCGGACAUAAUAUACGAGGAAACAUCUGGGGACAUGAUGGUGCCAGAAGGCGGGUCCGCGAAAUUAAUCUGUAAGGCCCGGGGACAUCCCAAGCCAAAGAUCGUCUGGCGCAGGGAGGACGGGGCGACGAUCGUGUCCAGGGGUGGACAGUCCGGACGACCGGAGAGGCUCCUCUCCGUCGAAGCGGAGGUACUAUCCCUCACCAAGGUCACGCGUUCCGAGAUGGGAGCGUACCUCUGCAUCGCCGCCAACGGCGUUCCGCCAUCCGUCAGCAAGAGGCUGAUGCUCCACGUGCAUUUUCACCCUCUUAUUCAGGUGCCCAACCAGCUCGUGGGGGCGCCGAUAAACACGGACGUCACCCUCCAGUGCCACGUCGAGGCCUCCCCCAAAGCCAUCAACUACUGGACCAGGGAAAGUGGUGAAAUGAUCAUCUCGAACGACAAGUACGCAAUGACGGAGAUAAACAACUCGUACUACAGCGUGCAAAUGAAGCUGGUCAUCAGGAGGUUCCACAAGUCGGAUUUAGGUGGAUACAAGUGCAUAUCCAAGAAUUCAAUUGGUGAUGCCGAAGGCAACAUUAGAUUAUAUGAGAUGGAAAUGCAGGAGCGCGUCGAUUCCGACGAGGACACCGUCCUUGCAGAAGACGUGGAUGGGGACGGAACGGGAAGCAAUCAGGACAACGACGGAUCGUUCAACAACGGUUUCCAAGGACCUCUGACCGAGUCCAACGGGCCAGGAGUCGAGAACGUGCAGGAAUCCAGCUCCGCCAGACCGCACAGCACCAAUCCACUCUGUUCGCUGUCACCUCUGCUCUUCCUUCUGGUGCUUUGACUCUGAUCCGGGAUAUGGGAAUCGUAUGGGUGUCCAUUUUCUGGGGUUGUGGUGCGCGGAACAGUGAGGUGUAUUAUGUGCCAAAUCUACUCGUGCUUCGCUACCUAACGCUGGGUGUCUGUAUCACAUGGACUGUACUAGCAGAUGUUCCAUAGCAUGAUCAAUGUUUAGUCUUUGUUGCUAUAUUAGAAAGCCAACGUAUACACAACGUCAGAUGUUCUCUCUCUUGCAUUCUCUCCCGUUCAUUUCCAAAUUUCAUGCCGAACAUUUUUUACUGUUUGCGUUAAAUCUUUAGUCCCUGAAGAGUAUGUUGUUUUUACCUGUGUUUUUAUUGUUACAUUAUAAGAUGUUAAGGAAAGUGAUCCAGUAUAAUAUUUAUAUAUAUACAAGGUCUUUCAAAAAGAAAUGUAUACCCGAUCUAAUCUAUAAGCAUAUUUACAAGCUCAAGCUAGGUGUAAAUGGGAAUGAAAUCAAAUUGAAUAAAUGUGAUAAAAUAGCCUUGGCUCUUUGAAGAGCAAAACGCCAGAGCACUGAAGACGUUUUGUUUAAAACAAAAUAAAAAAAAUUACAAAUAUUAGAUAAUUGUAUUGAUCUUCAAAGAGCUCCCAAGGCUAUCUGUUAAGACAAGAUUUAGUUUCGUAUGUCACAUUAAAUACUAGAAGCUCCUAGGACCAACUAGUAUUUCACUUAUUUUAGAGUACCAUAAGUUAGUCAGAGAUUAAGCAAACCCCAAUUUAUUUUUGAUUUCAUUAAUUUUCUUUGUUUCUCCCACCUUCUGUUAACAGUUUGUACAACUAAAUGCGCUCAUAAAUUAUGGCGGUACUACAUUCUAGUGUUGUGUGUGGUUUGUUAUUUCUUUUUUUGAGACGCCCUGUAUGUAACGAGAA